Molecule: messenger RNA, 1254 nt
Organism: Dromiciops gliroides (monito del monte)
Lineage: Eukaryota; Metazoa; Chordata; Mammalia; Microbiotheria; Microbiotheriidae
Gene: OVCA2
Product: OVCA2 serine hydrolase domain containing
Exons: 2
Coding region: 10-897 (295 amino acids)
Biological process (GO): response to retinoic acid
Cellular component (GO): nucleus; cytoplasm
Source: RefSeq, a predicted model, not a curated record
AAUGUGGAGAUGAAAACACUGGUGUCCAGGUCCAGGGUGGCAUACUACCAACGGCAGAGGCUCAUCUCUUGGGUUUCGUCGCGGCUCCUCCCCCAUUCCCCCCCUCCCCCCCGCAAAAAAAAAAAAGACGCCCAAUCUGGCCACGCCCCUCGGGUUCAGCCCGCCUCCAAGCUCUUCCGUUUCCGCUCGUGGCCAAGCGGCUUCCGGCUCUCAGUACUGGGAGUCACCAUGUCGGAACCACGACCUUUGCUGCGAAUUUUGUGCCUGGCCGGUUUUAGACAGAGCGAGCGCGGCUUCCGCGAAAAAACCGGGUCCCUGAGGAAGGCGCUGCGGGGCCGUGCUGAGCUCCUGUACCUCAGCGGCCCGCACCCCAUCCCAGAGCCCGCCGCCUCGGCUGGGCCCUGUCCCCCGGAGGAAGAACCUCGAGGCUGGUGGUUUUCAGAGCCGGAGGCAGCCGCGUUCUCCGCCCUGGAAGAGCCCGCCAAAUGCCGGGGCCUGGAGGAAGCCUUAGAGGUGGUUGGGCAAGCGAUGGCCAGAUAUGGCCCCUUGGACGGACUCCUUGGUUUUAGUCAAGGGGCGGCAUUAGCAGCCUUAGUAUGCGCCCUGGGGCAGGCGGGUGACCCCCGCUUCCCCCUCCCUCGAUUUGUCAUCUUGGUUUCUGGUUUUCGGCCGAGAGGCCCCGAAGUCACCCUACCUUUCCAGCAGGCACCCCUUCUGCUGCCUUCGUUGCACGUGCUGGGAGAGACUGAUAAAGUCAUCCCUACUCAGGAAAGCCUCCAACUAGCCACCUGCUUCUCUGGGCCUGUCACUCUCUCUCACCCUGGGGGCCACUUCAUUCCAGCUGCUGCUCCCCAGCGCCAGGUGUACCUCAAGUUUCUGGAUCAGUUUAUAAAGUGAGAUUGCCGGAUUCCCUUGACUGUGUCCCCCCAACAGACCAUGAAGAUACAAGGAGCUCUAGGCCAGCCAGUCCUUCACCAGCAAACUUCCUUGACACAUGGGUACAGCUCCUGGACAUCAUAGUGAUGUUGAGACCCUUGGGUUCAAACGAAGAGGGAUUCGGCUGGGAAGAGAGUAAGCAGGCCAGGACACACUGGACAGGUUUCCCCCUGUGCCAGAGAUUCUACAACAUGAAAUGUGCUGAUUGACCUGUAGGGAAUGUAAGGCAGGUGUACUGGACUAGAAGUGGGCGGGAAAGGUGGUGGACUCGAGGAAUGUUAGUGUUGUAAUCACCACCCAAUAAAGCAUCUAUUUUGA